Molecule: messenger RNA, 1104 nt
Organism: Temnothorax curvispinosus
Lineage: Eukaryota; Metazoa; Arthropoda; Insecta; Hymenoptera; Formicidae
Gene: Vps60
Product: charged multivesicular body protein 5
Exons: 4
Coding region: 168-833 (221 amino acids)
Biological process (GO): vesicle budding from membrane; late endosome to vacuole transport via multivesicular body sorting pathway
Cellular component (GO): multivesicular body
Source: RefSeq, a predicted model, not a curated record
GACGUCAGAGUUGCUCCAGUCUAAAGUCACGUCGCUCGUCAUGUCACGCACUCGUCUCGUCCGUCUGCAUCAUUGCGUCUAAUCAGACCCAAUCAGACCUGACGUUUCGGCAAACGGAGGGAAAUAUACCGAGAAUCGUCUCAUCGCGCGCUUAAUCAAUUUGCAAAAUGAACAGGCUCUUCGGACGCGGUAAACCCAAGGAACCGCCACCAAGCAUCACUGACUGCAUCGCCGGGGUUGACAGUAGGGCGGACUCUGCGGAAAAGAAGAUAGCCAGGCUGGAUGCGGAAUUAAAGAAGUACAAGGAUCAAAUGGUCAAGAUGAGGGAUGGACCGGCCAAGAACGCGGUCAAGUCCAAGGCGCUGCGUGUGUUGAAGCAGCGGAAGAUGUACGAGUCCCAAGUUGAUAAUCUGCGCCAGCAAGCGUUCAACAUGGAGCAAGCCAAUUACGCCACUCAGACAUUGAAAGACACCCAGGCAACUGUAGUUGCUAUGAAAGAUGGUGUCAAGCAAAUGCAAAAGGAAUUCAAAAAUAUCAACAUUGAUCAAAUCGAGGACGUACAAGACGAUUUGGCAGAUAUGUUGGAACAAGCUGACGAGGUGCAAGAAGCAAUGGGUCGCAGCUAUGGAAUGCCAGAAAUUGAUGAGGACGAGCUGACGGCGGAACUGGAGGCUCUCGGCGAUGACCUCGCUUUGGAUGAGGAUACCAGCUACUUAGACGACGCUAUAAAAGCACCUAGCGCCCCAGAUAAAGAACCUGGAGCAAAUUCUGUCAAGAACAAGGAUGGUGUUCCGGUGGAUGAGUUUGGCUUGCCACAAAUACCUGCUAGCUAAAUAUUAAAAUACAUACGAAAUACAUACAAAAUCUGUAGAUAAGACAAAUGUAAGCUUAAGAAUAUUCGCAUGCAUGCCCAAAGACAUACAAUCUUUUAAGAACGAGGCACACAGCUUUUCUAACCGACACUCGUGCGAUAUAAAUAAUGAUCUAAACAAUGUUUUAUUGAUAUCAUUUGCGCAAAAGAUAUUUAGUUUAGUUCCAUAUUAAUAGAUUUUUGUUACUGUUUCCAAAGUCACUAUUUUUAUUAAAUUAGUACUAUGUUGUACA